AUGGGUUUAGAACAUGAUGUUAUCCGUUCUGACAUACAGUGUGACAGCAUUUGCUGUAAUUUUACUGGUCUGUGUUGUCAAAGUUUGGCUUUAGCACUACAAUCAUCAAACCUGACAGAGCUGGACCUGAGUAACAAUGAUCUGCAGGAUUCUGCAGUGAAACUGAUUUCUGAUGCUCUUGAGAGUCCCAACUGUAAAUUAGAGUCAUUGAGGUUAUCUGGCUGUAUGGUGACAGAGGAAGGUUGUGUUGCUCUGGCUACAGCUCUAAAUACAAACCCCUCGCACCUGCGAGAGCUGGAUCUAAGAUAUAAUCACCCAGAUCACCCAGGAGAUUUAGGAGUCCAACUACUCUCUGAUAGACUCAAAGAUCCUAACUACACAUUGGGAAAACUCAAUUUGGACCAUGGAGAAGCUUGCAGGAUUAAACCAGGACUACGAAAUAUGCAUGUAAACUCACACUGGAUCCAAACACAGCAAACACUCACCUCAUUAUGUCUAAGGAGAACAAAAAGGUGACAUAUGUUGAGGAUCCUCAGCCUUAUCCUGAACAUCCAGACAGAUUUGAGCACUUGGAACAAGUUCUGUGCAAAGAGACUCCGGACGCUGACCGGACGCUGUUACUGGGAGGUUGAAUGGAAGGUGUGGGUCCGUAUAGCAGUGACGUAUAAAGGCAUCUGCAGGAAAGAAGGGAGUAUCAGUAUGUUUGGCCUUGAUGACAAGUCCUGGAGUUUUUUCUGCACAGACACUGGAUUUGCCAUCUGGCAUGACAAUGAAAUCCAGAACAUACAUACCCCUUCACAUCCCUCUAACAGAGUAGGAGUCCCAGACAGCACAAUCCAUCUGGUUUACGUCUAUUUGACGUCUGC
Triplophysa rosa is the source of this 866-nucleotide messenger RNA. Its product is annotated as ribonuclease inhibitor-like. Gene Ontology annotation, molecular function: protein binding. The transcript is spliced from 5 exons. The coding region runs from base 1 to 516 and encodes 171 amino acids. The record is from RefSeq and is a predicted model, not a curated record. NCBI's taxonomy places the organism in Eukaryota, Metazoa, Chordata, Actinopteri, Cypriniformes, Nemacheilidae.